AGUCCACAGCAACCAAGCUCUGUGGCCAUGGGAGGGGAAUAGUGAUGCUCAGGACAUGGAGAGUUUUUCUUCCUCCGCAAGCAUCCCUGCAAGGGGACAAUCCAGCUUUUCCCCACAGUGAUUUCAUGCUGGGGGUUGUAUCUGGCUGAUGGUGCAUCACCCUCCAUGUGAUCUCCCCAGCACUGUUGUCCUUACACACCCUCUCCAGUCCUGGGAAAACAGCCAUGGGAUCCAGAGCUGGGAGGCUCUUGGGAAACAGCCAAAGAACAGCAGAAGGGUCCUGGCUUCAGGAAUGGCAGAAAUCCUCCAAACCAGCCUGAAUGGGCUGAGAUUUAUUGUUUUCCUUUUUAACCCACUUUCUGCCUCUGGAAUAACGGGCUGGAUGUGGAUGUGGCACUGGCAGAGGGUGUUGGGGCUCGUGAUACCCUCCAGUGCUGAGGCUCAUUGUGAAGGCACAGAGCAUGCUGCUGCAGUGGAGGGUGAAGAUGAAGUAGAGCUCUGACCAUGGACCAUGAUGCCCCCACAAUCAGGCCCCGCCGCAUCCAGAACCAGAACGUCAUCCACCGCCUGGAGCGCCGCCGGAUCAGCUCGGGGAAAGCCGGCACCCACUGGCACCAGGUCCGUGUCUUCCACCAGAACGUCUUCCCCAACUUCACCGUGGUCAACGUGGAGAAGCCGCCCUGCUUCUUGCGCAAGUUCUCCCCUGAUGGCCGCUACUUCAUCGCCUUCUCCUCUGACCAGACCUCUCUGGAGAUCUAUGAGUAUCAGGGCUGCCAGGCGGCAGAAGACCUCCUGCAGGGCUAUGAGGGGGAGAUCCUGGCCAACGGCAACGACCAAAGAUCUGUCAACAUCCGCGGGCGGCUCUUUGAGCGCUUCUUUGUCCUGCUCCACAUCACCAAUGUGGCCUCCAACGGGGAGCACUUGAACCGGGAGUGCAGCUUGUUCACUGAUGACUGCCGGUACGUGAUCGUGGGCUCUGCCGCGUACCUCCCCGAGGAGCCUCACCCUCCCUUCUUCGAGGUCUACCGCAACAGCGAGUCCGUGACCCCUAAUCCCCGCUCCCCCCUGGAGGAUUAUUCCCUGCAUAUCAUAGACCUCCACACGGGCAGACUUUGUGACACACGGACUUUCAAAUGUGACAAAGUCAUCCUGUCUCACAACCAGGGGCUGUACCUCUAUAAGAACAUCUUGGCCAUUCUCUCUGUGCAGCAACAGACGAUUCAUGUCUUUCAAGUCACACCUGAGGGUACGUUCAUCGACGUACGGACGAUUGGCCGCUUCUGCUAUGAGGAUGAUCUCCUAACGCUGUCUGCGGUGUAUCCCGAGGUGCAGCGGGACACUCAGACAGGGAUGGCCAACCCCUACAAAGAGCCCUUCAUAAACUCUUUGAAGCACAGACUGCUGGUGUACCUGUGGAGAAGGGCCGAGCAGGAUGGAAGCGCCAUAGCAAAAAGAAGGUUCUUCCAGUACUUCGAUCAGCUGAGGCAGCUCCGCAUGUGGAAGAUGCAGCUUUUGGAUGAGAACCAUCUCUUCAUCAAAUACACUAGUGAAGAUGUGGUCACGCUGCGGGUGACGGACCCUUCCCAGCCUUCGUUCUUCGUUGUGUACAACAUGGUGACCACAGAGGUUAUUGCUGUCUUCGAGAACACAUCUGACGAGCUGCUGGAGCUGUUUGAGAACUUCUGUGACCUGUUCAGGAACGCCACCCUCCACAGCGAGGCCGUCCAGUUCCCCUGCUCAGCCUCCAGCAACAACUUUGCCAGGCAGAUCCAGCGCCGGUUCAAAGACACUAUCGUGAAUGCCAAGUAUGGAGGGCACACGGAGGCCGUUCGGAGGCUGCUGGGCCAGCUCCCCAUCAGCGCCCAGUCCUACAGUGGCAGCCCAUACCUCGACCUCUCUCUUUUCAGCUAUGAUGACAAGUGGGUGUCAGUCAUGGAGCGGCCCAAGACCUGCGGGGAUCACCCUAUAAGAUUUUACGCUCGUGAUUCUGGCCUCCUGAAGUUUGAGAUCCAGGCGGGUCUCCUGGGGCGCCCCAUCAAUCACACCGUGCGGCGCCUGGUUGCGUUCACCUUCCACCCCUUCGAGCCCUUCGCCAUCUCGGUGCAGCGCACUAACGCUGAGUACGUGGUGAACUUCCACAUGAGGCACAGCUGCACGUAGCAUGGCUCGGCUGCUCUUCCUGGGGCUGGGGCUCUGCCACAGGCACACCAAAGCCAUGCACUCGCGCCUUCUAGGAAACCAAACCAUCGCUCCUGUCAAGCAUCCUGACCUGGGAGCUCUGACUGGCCGGCAUCUCGCAGGGCUUCAUCUGCCCUAACUCAAGUUAGGCAUGGGAAUGAUUCUUCUCACCCUGUUUGUACCACGGAAGUCCCGCUGCAUUAAGCGCUGCUGUUGUUCCCUGUUCCUGUUGAUGAACAAAGUGUAGCUGAGGUUCCUUUCCUGGUUUCCCAGAGAUGCAUCCGUUUUCUCUCCUGUUGUAGGUCUCAGGAUGGCAAAGCUGGAGUUUUGCACUGCAUGUGUGGAGUGCUUCCGUCUGCACCGGUGCUUUGCUGCUUUGUUGAGGCAAACAUCAUAGAGGGAAUGGAUGGGAGCCAUGGGGAGGGCUUAGAAAUGCAGCUAUCCGUGUUUGUGUCUUCAGUAUUAGCAGGGAAAUGAAAUCCUGUUUUCAUCCACACAAUCCACUCGUGAUUUUAAUAUGCAAGAGAUCAGAAAAAAAAUGGUGAGAGAAAUCACUGCAACCGAGAAACAUAAGGUGCGUUCCUGACUCUUAUGCAAGUCACUUAAUCUUUGUGCCUUAGUAUCUGAAAGCUCCUAAGUGAAAAGUGGUGUGUUAAUACCAUUAAGCCAGGGCAGCUGGCUGUGUCUCUAAUGCAUGAGGAGGUGGGCACAGAAGGAAGAUGAGUGUCUGGGAAGCAUGUGGGGAGCAACAGCAGCUCCUUGCUCACAUCAGAAGGGCUUUUCUGCAGCAUGGGGGUGAAUCCUCACAGCCAUUUGCUGCUGAGAGCAAGGGAGACCCAGCUGCUGGCACCCUCCUGUGUGAUGGAGUACCAGUGUGGAGAAUUAGUAGUAUUCGGGUUUGCCCAAAAGAGAGAGAGGAAACCUGAAUUAAUGUGCAUUGCUGCAGGUUUGCAGUUAGGAGAUGAGCUUGUUGACUUAGGAGAUGAGCUUGUUGAUUUAGGUUGCUUACCUAUCGCUGUCUGAUAUGCUGUUCUCUGUGAGAACCUGAUUUGCUGUUCCCAGGCUUCAAAGCACAGUUGACUGGUGCAUCAGUACUGAUUGAACCACUGUGGUGUUUAUGCUGCUGAUAAAAUAAGAUCCUGGGUAUAGUAUUACCUGCCAGCGUGGGCUGGUGAGGAUGCUGGCCUGACCUUCUCUUUUAAACAUGUUUUUAGUUCUAGGCCAACAUUUGGGCUUUCCUGCACACAGGCUUGUUUAUGGCUUUGUGCUGCCAGGCACUACACCCAUCCCUCUGCAUCCAUCACGAGCCUGUGGUUGUCCCAUUCCUAUAGGAGGUAUAGAGGGGCAUUACAAAAUUGGUGCUUAUACAUGGGAGACCCUCCUACUUUAAAGGACCCUUGGGGAUGUCUUGUUUGGACCAAACUGAGCUGUGGGUGAUGUGUUGUGAAGAACAACAUUGAAGUCAUGCACGCAUUUUGCAUGGUGCUGCAUAGGAAGAGAACCAUGUGGGUUGUUGGUGCUUGCUUAGUAUCAAGAGUGGACCUUGUAAUGGAGGGUGCUCUGGGCUUCCCUGAAUCAGCCUUUACUCUAUCUCAUGGUACUUCUCUCCUCUCCUGGGUUGCUAAACAUAUUUCUAGGGUAAGAUACUGUAUUUCACCGCUCUCUUCCUUGUGUUUGCACUGUUGGUUUCUCAGGUCUGUCAGGAGCAACUUCAGGGCAGAAGCCUGCUAAUAGAGGAGGUGUCAGGCCAUGCGUGCUUCAGCUCCAGGUUCCUCUCCAUCUAAUAACACUAUUUGCCAAGGUUUAGGUUUUUAUCCUGUGAUUUGUUCCUCAAACAUUUAGUUAAAGCUCCAAGUGGAGAAUCAUUUGCACAUUGUAGAUCGUGGAUUUACCUCCUCCUGCACCACUCUCUUAUUUGUUCACAUUUCCAGUAUGAAACUUUUUCUUUUCCAAAGCUCUCAGCAGCUCCAUCCAAGACUGAGUUUUCUCCUUGGCAUCACAGCCUUGGGAAAUCAGUGCUUCCUAAAAGAGCUGUCAGAUCCCCAUUUAGACUUUUAUUUGGUGGCAAAAACACAAACCACUUCAUUUCUGAAACCAGAGCUUUUGCCAAAUUCAGGCUGUCCUGUGUGAAGCAGAGAGCACGGCACGGAUUGUGAGAUGCUGAGACAUAGAGAUCUGUUCUUAGCUCAGCUAGUAAAUUGUUCUGUGACUGGGGCAAAUCUCCUCCUGCUCCAGCUGGUGUUUUCUUCUCUGUAAUGAGGCCAAAAAACCAUAUUUUUCAGCUUUUGUAAAACCACUUUGAGAUUCAUGGAUAAAAAGUGCUGCCUAAGUGCGAAGUAUUUUCUUACUCUGUUUGCAGACAAACUGAUUGAUCAUUCUGGGUACUAAUUGCCUGGGAGUAGCACAGCAGAUCCUCUGGUCUUGGCUGCUGUCUUUUAUAUCUACCACAGAGUUAAUUUUAUUACUGAGAUGUAUUGAACGAAAAGCUUCUCAUGCUUGAAAUUUGGAUUCUUUUAUUGAAGAAACAAGAAGUG
This is a messenger RNA of Pezoporus flaviventris, 4712 nucleotides long. It is a transcript of the gene DET1, whose product is annotated as DET1 partner of COP1 E3 ubiquitin ligase. Gene Ontology annotation, biological process: protein ubiquitination; positive regulation of proteasomal ubiquitin-dependent protein catabolic process. Gene Ontology annotation, cellular component: nucleus; cullin-RING ubiquitin ligase complex. The record is from RefSeq and is a predicted model, not a curated record. The coding region runs from base 505 to 2160 and encodes 551 amino acids. Gene Ontology annotation, molecular function: ubiquitin-like ligase-substrate adaptor activity; ubiquitin protein ligase binding. Lineage: Eukaryota; Metazoa; Chordata; Aves; Psittaciformes; Psittacidae. The transcript is spliced from 5 exons.